Anguilla anguilla (European eel) is the source of this 917-nucleotide messenger RNA. RefSeq names its product transmembrane protein 86A (gene tmem86a). The record is from RefSeq and is a predicted model, not a curated record. The transcript is spliced from 3 exons. Gene Ontology annotation, cellular component: membrane. The coding region runs from base 149 to 862 and encodes 237 amino acids. NCBI's taxonomy places the organism in Eukaryota, Metazoa, Chordata, Actinopteri, Anguilliformes, Anguillidae.
CCCAUUGAUGUCAGGCUUGUUCUUAAAAAAAGGCAAAACAAUUCGCAUGACAAAAACGCUCCAAUAUCGCUUCUAGGUGGCGAACAAAGCGCAAACGCACUCUGUUCGAAUAUUCCGAAUAUACGAAAGCAUUGGGAUCACACCAGAUAUGGUUUCGCCUGUCACAGUGGUGAAAAGCGAGGGGCCAAAGUUGGUGCCCUUCUUCAAGGCCACCUGUGUUUAUUUUGUGCUGUGGCUGCCCACCUCGGCACCGUCCUGGUUCAGCGCCCUCAUCAAGUGUCUGCCCAUCUUCUGCCUGUGGGUCUUCCUGCUGGCCCACGGCAUUGGCUUCCUGGGUGCCCACGCCAGUGCCCGAAAAAUCCUGGCCGGCCUCAUCUUCUCAGCGCUCGGAGAUGCCUUCCUGAUCUGGCAGGAGCAAGGGUACUUCAGCCAUGGGCUGCUGAUGUUUGCCAUUACUCACAUCCUGUACUCUUCAGCCUUUGGAAUGAAGCCCCUGAACCUGGUGGCGGGGCUGGUGAUUGGGGGCGUGUCAGGGCUGAGCUACGCCCUGCUCUACCCCUACCUGUCCGGCCCGUUCACCUACCUGGUGGGCGUCUACAUCGGCCUGAUUGGCUUCAUGGGCUGGCGUGCCAUCGCCGGAGUGCAGCUGACCAACGACCUGUGGACGUGGACGCAGCUGUCGGCCUGCCUGGGGGCGGUGCUGUUCAUGGUGUCUGACCUCACCAUCGCCGUCAACAAGUUCUGCUUCCCCGUGCCGCACUCCCGCGCCAUCAUCAUGGCCACCUACUACGCCGCGCAGAUGCUCAUCGCCCUGUCCGCCGUCGAGUGCCAGGACGCCGACGCUGCUCGAAAGAGGGGGUGAGGCGGGCUGUGGGCCCCCCUUCCUCGCUGCUGACCCCCCCAACCCCCCCCCCCCC